Messenger RNA from Poecilia reticulata (guppy), 4950 nucleotides. It is a transcript of the gene plek2, whose product is annotated as pleckstrin 2. Lineage: Eukaryota; Metazoa; Chordata; Actinopteri; Cyprinodontiformes; Poeciliidae. The record is from RefSeq and is a predicted model, not a curated record. Gene Ontology annotation, cellular component: plasma membrane. Gene Ontology annotation, biological process: intracellular signal transduction; actin cytoskeleton organization.
UAGAAAAACAACAAUCUUUGGAAGGAAAAAAAACAUGAUUAUUUUCCUUUGCUUGCUUGUCUGAUUAACUGUGCACAGAAUCCGUUGUGUCCCACCUGGAUCCAGCUAAUGCAGAUGAGGACUGAGGAACAUGUCCCUGUUUCAGUUCAAGGACCUGAAAUCCUCUCAUACCAAACGUGAUUGAGAGUGAAGUUGUUGCAGGGACCGCCAGCUGGUCCCCUUCAGUCCUGGCGUCUUUGAAGGAGAGAGAGCGCCAUCUUGUAAUAAAAGCAUGAGCAGGCAAGAAGAGGCUAAUCAGACUUUUUAACCACACACUGAAGAACAUGGACACAGACAACAAAAUUCCUGUCCUAAGAGAGGGCUUCCUGGUGAAGAGGGGCCACAUAGUUCACAACUGGAAGGCCCGCUGGUUCGUGCUGACGCCCGAUAAGUUGCUGUACUACAAAUAUGAAGGAGGGAAACGGGAUUCAUGUCAGAGAGGGAAAAUCCUGCUGAAGGACUGCCUCAUAACAUGUCCGUUCCUGGAGUAUGAGAAUCGGCCGCUUGCGUUCAAACUCCAGACCAAGCAUGGAGUGGAUCACUUUUUGGAAGCUUGUUCCAGGGAGGAGAGGGAUGAGUGGGCUGCUGACAUCACUGCCGUGGUCAACAACCUGCAGGCGACUGACGGUGGGAAGCCGAUGAGCCAGAAAGAUUCUGCCCAAUCCCGCUUACAAAACAUCAACCUGAGCAAAGUGUUGGACUCCAUGUAUGAUGUCCACAGUGGGAUUAAGUUGAGCAACCAUGUGGAGCAGGGAAGCACUUACAGCAACUGCUUUUCAGGUUCAGCGGUGGUGGACUGGCUGGUGUUCAUGCAGCUCAGUCUGACCCGCGGGGAGGCCGUGACCUUGGCCUCUGCUUUGCUCGAAGAGGGCUUCCUGCGGACCGUCGGCCAGAGGAGCGUGGAGGCCCUUCGCACCGCCGGCCUCAGUGAGCAGUUCAUGGACGACUCCACUGCCCUCUACAGCUUUCCUGACAGCUUCAAAAAAAGAGGCAGCGUGAAGUCAGAGAGGUCGCUGUCUGCAGCGGAGCUCAGUGGCAAAGUCGUAAAAAGGGGAUAUCUGCUGAAACAGGGCCACAGAAGAAAAAACUGGAAGGUGAGACUGUUUGUGCUGCGUUCGGAGCCUGACUUCCUCCAUUAUUAUGACCCCACCAAGGAUGACAUCAGCCCUGUUGGCGGCUUCUCCCUGCGAGGGUGUUUGAUAUCCUCUCUGGAUGAUAAUGGAGUUCCUUCAGGUGUGAAGGGCAACAUUCAAGGCAACUUGUUCAAAAUCAUCACAAAGUCGGACAUUCACUACUUCAUCCAGGCUCCGACUCACCAGGAGAAGAUGGACUGGAUAGAUGCAAUCAGAGAGCACACGUAGAACUGCUGUGUCCAGAAUAUUUAACAUAUCUGCAGGGAUUAACUUUUUUGUAUUUUUCUGUGAAUGAACUCUCACUAUAAGACUAAUAGACACUUUAUACAUAGUCACCAUUCUCUUAUGUUCUUGUGUGAAUAUUUGUAGUUUUUCAGUAGACGUUUCAGAAGCCCUUCAGUGGUAGGAAUUUUUUUUAUACGUUUUUCCUAAUUGUGUUUAGGUUUAACCGUUUGUAAUUCAGUUUAAAUGUUAGCAUUUGGACAAUGCUUCUUAUAUAUAUUUUUAGCAACUGAACAAGUUUGUAAAUUUCAUUUUCUGCUGUUUUGUUCUUUCGACAUUUCAAAAAUAAAGAAAUAAUGUUAUUUAUUCAAUUAGCAGUGUGUUCUGUCAUCUUUAAUCACUGCCGACAAUUUGAUCUAAAGCGAAUUUUAGUUGGUAAUAAGAAAGGCAGCAUAAAUAGGAAACCAGAAAUAAAUAGCUAAUUCAAAAAAAGUUUUAACAAAAUUUAGAUUUGGAGAGUCUACUUAAAAACAUAAAGAAAAAGCAUAUGUACAUGCUAAAAAAAAGCUGAUAAAAAAGAAAUCUGUCAUCUGAAUAUCUUGCAUAAUCUCAUUACGGUUUAAAGAAUAAUUAAUAUCUCUGUCUAACUCCUUUAGCAACCUUUUACAUUUCUCCUUGUAAUUCAUUGAAGAAAACUCUUAUAGACCACUGGAGUUAUCCUUUUUAAAAAAAAAAAAAAAAUCUGUUAGCUUAAAUACAGAAUUAAACUAAAAUUUAAACAUUUUCUCGGCCGCUUUAACUAGGAGACAAGAUUUUAUAUUGGUUUUGCAGUGUAUUGUCUUGUAGGAUCAUUAAACAGACAUUCAAUUCCUUUGUGUUUUAUGUAGCUCCCAAUCGGUUAAAAGAUUUAAUCAGAUCAAUCACACUCCAGGGCUACAAAUAAUCACUUUGGAAGACUGAAAUGUAAACAUGCACAUUUUCAAAAAUUAUAUUUAAAUAAGUGACAUUUUUGCUUCAAACCAAAAUUGCCUGAAGAUUCAUACUGGUAUGAAUGAACGUUUAAGAAAUAUUAAAUAUAGUCUGGCUAUGCCUUGGUGAAAGGAUAAUUCAUUGUUCUUAUAUAUACACUACCUUGGUUUUAUCCAAACUUCCAGGGUGUUUCGUUUUAAAGCAAAACUUGACAGCGAGCACAGCCCUUUGACUAUCCUCGCUAAUCUUUUUGCUCACAUUCGCAACUUUGCAUUGUUGAUCGCAGUACAAGUCUGUGUAGCGUGCCGCUUUGAACCGAGUAACCCUCCGUGAACGAGAGGCUUUCGGGUCAAAAGAGGUAAAGCCAUUAAUCUGUCUUACGUCAUUCUAGCAUGCUGAAACUUUUUAGACUAAUCGUAUGAAUUAACGCCUUAACCUUGACGGCUCCGUUUCCUGCUAGAACGCCUUUUAAAAAGUCUUGUAGAUGAACUUGGGGAAAUUCCUUGAGUCUGACUCAAAAAAAUUUCCUUCAGCAAAAAUGUACAAGCAGGGACAAGAAAAAGAAUCAGCAAGUAUGUGUUGCUAUCGCUAAACUUGUGUCCUCAGGCGCUUCCAGAUGUGACAGACAGACACUCCCACUCGGCAAGCUGAGUCCAGCUUUUGUCAGAGUGACUCAAACGCAGCAGCUCUCGUCUGGCUGGGGCUAGAUCAAAAAGUGGCGCAACACCUGAGUCAUAUCUUGGAUUUGAUGUCAAAUCCAAACUACAGGCCCACAUACAAAGUGCAGCAGAACAAACAAAUAACAAACAGAUUUGAUUUUAUUACGGUGACUUAAGUAUGAAAAUAUGAAACCUUCCAGUGAAGGUGCCAAAACAAAAAAAAUGUUAGCUGAACAAUUCGUGAACGCUUUUUCAAUGUCGAAGGUGAUUUACGUGCGAGUCUCAGUGUACGGUUGUGCUCAGGGUAGCAGCAGUCCAACAUCACUAACUACAUCAAUCAAGGUGAAUGAUGGAAAUAUCCCUCUAGAUGAAAAAAAAAUAAAAAAAUGUUAGAAAAACAUAAACAGUGGUAACAUUCAUGUUGCUAAUUCUGUGUAACUAAAUGGAGCUUGAUCCAGCGGGUCAUUCAUUCUGUUAAAGGACAACUUUUUGCUCUUAUUUAAGGACUGAGUGGUUACAGUCCAUUCAUCUCUGAAAAUCAGAAUGAAAUGGGUCAUUUAAGACAUUAUUCAUAAUAACAGUGUACUUUGAUGGAAAAAGUUGGAAAGGGGAAAACGUUUUACAACGAGGCGAUUAAAGAAAACAAGUUAGUUAGCGAGCAGCAUCCUGAAUAACAGAAAAUCAAGAAUAACAUUGUGGAUUGAUGUUAAACAUGUUGUUUGUGAGGCAAAAUAAAACUUUUCCCACUCAAUGAACAAGUUCUCAGAAGCUGUGGUUCAACUGGUCAUUUCUACCCUAGAUUCUCAUUUCCCUCCCUGCUCUGUCUGGGAUUUCUCCCAUUGAGCUUGAUUUCUCCAAUUGCAGUUUGCUUGUGAGGGGUUGUAGUUCUUCAAUGGCAGCAGAGGAAGUGAACAAAGCCGUUCAGUCCGUGUUGGUCACGCUUCAUGAUUUUGAACCUUCAAGAUUUUCUACUUUCCUCAUUUUUUAGAGAUUUUUAGAUUCGUAACAAAUUUGACCCAUUUUGGUUUUGGAAUCGAAAGCUCCGCAUUCCCAAUACACGUAUAUGGAAGAGAUAGUCUCAUUAGAAUAAGACUAUUUUAAGAUGUUGAAUUUAUAACAAUGACAUUUUAUUCUGAGCAAUUAUGUGUAUGCAUUUUGUUUUCUAAUUUAAAAUUUGCCAGUUAUUGCACAGGAUAGAAAUUCAGUGGCAUAAAUUUGUUGCUUAAAAAGAAGUCUGAUUCUAGAAAAACUAUAGUUCUUCCACAAUUGUAUGGAUUUAAAAGCAAUUUUAAGCUUUUGCUGACAUUUCAAAACGUGCUGCCAUUUUGAAUGCAACUGUUUGGGACAAAAUGAAUCCAAUAUCAACUGAGAGAACUCCAAAUACAGUGCUGAGUCUUUCAGGGCAUGCACUAACAUAGGCUACUUAUACGGUUUUUACACCAUCAAUUCUGUUGUUAUGUCACUGGGCACAAAAUCGCAAUCUUCGCUAUGUUUUCAACUUCAAAAACAAAACAAACUCUAGGAAAUGAAAAGCUUUCAAAGGUUAAUUCCAGAAAAGUCUAAGACAGGUUUCUGAAACCUCUUUUUCUGAAGGGAUAAAAACUAAUGCAGAGUUGUUGACUUGCUUUUCCUGUGGCUUCAAUGGCGCGAACAAAGAGUAGACGUUAGAUCGCGUUCGCAACAAUUCACAACAACUCAAAAGCACAUUCCUCAUUCGAUUUAAGACGCAAGACGACUGCGGCUACGUUCAGUCGGCAUCUUCAAGUCUCCAGUCAGGUAAUCUUAGCGAAGGCACUUUGUCUCAACAUAGGAUUACGAGGCUGGUGCAACUUUGUCGGCGAACUAAAACGGUGAAACAUCCUGAUGACGGCGACUGGAAAAAAGAAGUUCUAAUCUAAUGGCGGUGGGUGUACCGUCCCCCCCUCCCC